AUGCUCACAACAGUGGAGGGAGCGGGGAUAACGAUUGCAGUGUUCUCUCUGCUGCUGCAACUAAUCCCCCUCUGCAUUCGGGGUUCGCGAGUCUUGAAAUCCCUUCGCCAUUCAACACACAAAUAUGAGUUACAAGAAGACCAGAGUCUCCUGGAUGACUAUCAACGCUAUCUCACCUCUACCGUGAAGGGAAUGAUAGGGUUGCCAAGCCCUGUGCCUGACGUUGAUAUUGCCAAUUUUUGCAGAGACCCUGGCAGUGCAUUACGGAGACACCCGAGUUUGGUCCAAAGCCUGCAGGGAAGGCUUGGCCAGAAUCGUAUUUCGUUUAUUUCGUCCAUGCAGGAAGCACAAAGGAUUAUGGAUAGGCUCAGUGACCAACUAAACCCGGGGAAUGCUGAUGAUCGCUCAGAUCAAUUCGACGAAUUGGAAAAGCGGAUCAAACUCAUGGAGCGUCUCGCGAGCCCACCAGUUGCCACGUAUAGCAAUCCACGCCUCGAGCUGCUGCUCCCCGAAUACCGAGAGGCUAGGAAGAUAGCCAGCACAAUACACGAUGUCCUAUUACAUGGCAACUUCUGGGGCUGUCGGUGCGGAAACCACUGCAUUGAUGUGAUACUCUGCCAUGACAUUCAGAACUAUGAAGGACCCAAAGGAAUGAAACUUCGCAUAGAUUCACCGACCACAGUUUCGGAUGGAGCAACGCGUGGACAACGGAGGUGGCAAGAGGUGAAGGUUGACUCCGCCCCAAAUCCAACCGGAGGUCCGACUGCGUCUAUGACUAGCAUGUGCUCCAUGCUUACCGGGCCACAUCCCGCCUUUGGGUAUCUGAGCGACAGUGAUUACCGACAUGAGAUUUCCAUCACCGGGGCUGCAGUACGAGGACUGCAGUUGAAAAGUCUUGAGGACAUCGUACAAUAUCCAUGUGUCCGAUCAGUCUCGGCCGAGAACAAGCCCAUAUUCAGUGCAAAAUCUCGAUUUCAUUUUGCUGGAAAGCUUGCAUGUGCCGCACUUCAAUUCCACGGAAAUUGGCUCCCUAAGAGUUGGAGCAGCCGUGACAUCGCUUUCUUGAGCACUAUGGGGUCUGAAGAGUCUCUCCGAACCCCCUUUUUGGCGCGCAACACGUCUAGUGUUCCGAGACGGUCAUAUCGGCCAGCAACCUCAGCUAUGUUGAAAGAGACCCUGAUAUCACUUGGGUGGAGUUUAGCCGAACUUUCGUUUUGCUCAACAAUCCAAGAUCUGCCAUACUCCAAGAAUGAGGUUCUCGGAGGUGUGAAGAAGAAGGAAUUUCUGCGUGAUAUCUCCGAACAAAGUGGAGAGAGAUAUAGGAAGGUGGUGAAACAGUGCUUGUUCUGGCCGGAUGAUCAUGGUGCAGAUGACAUGUUCCGGAAGAUAGUUAUCCCUUUGCUAGAUAUAGUACGCACUUUUUAA
Aspergillus steynii IBT 23096 is the source of this 1425-nucleotide messenger RNA. RefSeq lists its product as uncharacterized. The record is from RefSeq and is a predicted model, not a curated record. The transcript has 2 exons. The coding region runs from base 1 to 1425 and encodes 474 amino acids. NCBI's taxonomy places the organism in Eukaryota, Fungi, Ascomycota, Eurotiomycetes, Eurotiales, Aspergillaceae.